ACUCCCUGCUCUCCCCCACUCCGGGUUAAUGUCACCUUCUUAGGAUUAGAUUUACUUUUAAAAAAUAAGCCGUUUCAAUUUGGGCAGGGGUCUCGGGGACGUCCGAAUUGGUGCGAUGAUGUCAUCACCCGCCAUGUUGGGGGCGGGGCCCGCCGGCUUCCUUGGGAGAUCCGGAGGUUAUUCCUUCCCUGAAGGUCUAGUCCUUUCCCUCUCUUCGCCCCUGUCUACUACCUGGCUUCGCCACUCCCCCCGGCCUUAGGAGGCUCGGGUUCGCCUGAGAGAACGUCCCCGGCGGGAGGCUGAGCGCGCGAGGCUCUCGGAGUCCGCCCAGCGGUGGCGGCGUUGAGUGACCGGGCGGAUACCAUUUAUGUGUGUUAAAGGGGGGAUAAUUCAACAUGGAUGUAUCCCAGGCCAAAAUUGCAAAAAUGAAGCACAUCAACUUGUCCUUUUCAGCUUGUGGAUUUCUGGGAAUCUACCACUUGGGGGUAGCAUCUGCACUUUGCAAACAUGGCAAACGAUUUCUAAAAGUUGUGAAGGCCUUUGCUGGAGCUUCUGCAGGAUCUUUGGUUGCAACUGUUCUGUUAACUGCACCAGAAAAAAUAGAGGAAUGUAAUGAAUUUACAUACAAAUUUGCUGCAGAAAUUAGAAAGCAGUACGUGGGUGCCAUAACACCAGGUUAUGAUUUUAUGGCACGUCUAAGAGAAGGCAUCGAGACCAUUCUUCCUUCUAACGCUCAUGAGACAGCAGAGAAUCGACUUCAUGUAUCUAUCACUAACACAAAAAGCAGAGAAAAUUACCUAAUUUCUCAUUUUUCCUCCAGGGAAGACCUCAUUAAGGUUCUCUUGGCUAGCAGUUUUAUACCACUUUACGCAGGCCUGAAAGCAGUGGAAUAUAAAGGAGAGAAAUGGGUGGAUGGAGGGCUUACCAAUGGCCUUCCUGUCUUGCCUAUGGGGCGAACAGUGACUAUUUCACCUUUUAGUGGUCGAUUAGAUAUCUGCCCAGAAGACAAAGGACACCUGGAUCUAUACAUUAAUAUUUCAAAUCAAGAUAUCAUGUUGUCUGUGGCCAAUCUGGUCAGAAUAAAUCAAGCUCUUUUCCCACCAAGCCAGAGGAGACUGAAAACAUUGCAUCAAAAUGGAUUUCAUGAUGCUACGAAGUUUUUACUAAAAGAAAAUUGGUUUGAAUAGAAGGCUUAAAGUUUAUUAUGCAAAAGAGACCUUAAAGGAUGUCUGGAAUAGAUCUCAUUAAACCUGAAAAAUUC
Dromiciops gliroides (monito del monte) is the source of this 1261-nucleotide messenger RNA. It is a transcript of the gene PNPLA4, whose product is annotated as patatin like phospholipase domain containing 4. Gene Ontology annotation, molecular function: triacylglycerol lipase activity; retinyl-palmitate esterase activity. The coding region runs from base 396 to 1187 and encodes 263 amino acids. Lineage: Eukaryota; Metazoa; Chordata; Mammalia; Microbiotheria; Microbiotheriidae. The transcript has 7 exons. The record is from RefSeq and is a predicted model, not a curated record. Gene Ontology annotation, biological process: lipid homeostasis; triglyceride catabolic process. Gene Ontology annotation, cellular component: lipid droplet; cytoplasm; membrane.